This is a messenger RNA of Volvox carteri f. nagariensis, 1673 nucleotides long. RefSeq lists its product as uncharacterized. Gene Ontology annotation, biological process: phylloquinone biosynthetic process. The coding region runs from base 236 to 1129 and encodes 297 amino acids. The record is from RefSeq and is a predicted model, not a curated record. The transcript has 7 exons. Gene Ontology annotation, molecular function: 2-phytyl-1,4-naphthoquinone methyltransferase activity. Lineage: Eukaryota; Viridiplantae; Chlorophyta; Chlorophyceae; Chlamydomonadales; Volvocaceae.
CACAUCGUGUUCCACGCUAUCAUAACCCGUGCAGCGAUCUUGGUCAAUCACUGUAUACCGCGCUCUUAUGUUUUAAUAAGCUUUGCCUGUGGAUGUCCUCGGUUGGAUCAGACAGUGCAGCGACUUAUAUAGAAGUAAUCGUUUAAUAAGGCUCUGUUUUUCGGUUCCAAUUCUCACUAAAACUAUAGGCUAAGCUGUGAUUGGCUCCACGACGCCCAGAAACGUCAGGGAAGUAAUGAGAACCUCAAGGAAUCCGAAAUGUAACACUCCAAACUGUCACUCACGACAUGCGUAUCGCCUGUGGACGCCGAGUUCCAAAUGUCCAGCCGGUAAUCGUGGGCGUGUUCACAUCCCCUCAGCGGCUUCAAGCGAGGACAACCUGCCGGGUCCACAGGGAGCAUUUGCACCAGGCCAGGAAGCAGCAGCGCGUCAGGGACUGUUCAACCGGAUUGCCCCUGUCUACGAUGAGCUCAACAACACGCUCAGCUUCGGGCAGCACUGGGUGUGGAAGCAGAUGACUGUUAAGUGGAGCGGCGCACGCCCAGGCAACCGGGCAUUGGAUGUGUGCUGCGGUUCGGGCGACCUGGCGUUCCUGCUGGCCAGGGCUGUGGGGCCCCGCGGGGAGGUGACGGGGUUGGACUUCGCUGCGGAGAUGUUGGAGGACGCGGCUGCUCGACAGGACGCCCAGCGGCUGGAGAGCCUGCCGCCCAAGGCAGCCAAUGUCACGUGGGUGCAGGGAGACGCCAUGUCGCUGCCGUUUGAGGCGGCUUCCUUCGACGCCGCCACCAUGGGCUACGGCCUCCGCAAUGUGUCCGACAUACCUGCGGCGCUGUCUGAGCUGCACAGGGUGCUGCGCCCUGGCUGCUCUGCUGCAAUCCUUGACUUCAACAACUGCACGGACCCGUUCACAGAUGCCGUACAGGCCUUCUUCCUGGAGCGGCUGGUAGUGCCUGCUGCCCGGAGGUACGGGCUGUCUGCGGAAUACGAAUAUCUGAGGCCGUCUAUUAAGCGCUUCCCAACAGGCUCAGAACUGGAGCGCCUUGCCCGGCAAGCUGGGUUUGCAACAUCGCGGUACUAUCCUAUCGGUUUUGACUUGAUGGGUGUUCUUGUGGCGACGAAGGGUCGUUGACGAUAAGCGCGAUUCAACGCAUACCUAUGCAGUAUCGAACUGCCAAUGGCCGUCCCUUGGACGUCAAUGUAUGUAAUGACUGUGAUAUGCCGAUAGCGGAUGAGCAAAAUUCUGGCCACAUCCGAGCGUGUCAGUUUGCCCGGCAGCAGGCCAUCGUACCAACAGGCCGUGUACCAUACAAUGCUGUAACUGAAGGGCUUUUCACCCAAUCUGUGCUGCAUAUCGGAAACGUGUGUAACCUAAUACUCUUGGACGGCGUCCACUUGUCAUAGUACCUGCAAACGGCGUGAAUGGCAGCUGGUGGGCAACUGCGCUGCCGUGUCCUUAAGUGUUAAGACGUGCGUUCCUGUGAAAAACGUCAUUAUCGCAAAAUUUUAUUUUAUGCAGGCCGAGUACUCUCAAUGCUGCUUUUGUACGGCGAUUAUUCAUCUACGCUGCAUGUCACACAAACAUGCAGUAUCUGCCAUUUUCCCGCAUUACAGGCACGUUAUUGAAGGUUUACUAUAUUCGACAAGUCUAGGUUCGUAUGUAACGCAACUCCACG